GAGAGAGAGAUGCUGUUGCCAGGAAACAGUGGGCAUAGAGGACCAUUCACAGCAGUUCAUGGAGUAAAAACAAAGGGAGACUUGAUAUGUAGGUGGUGUUUUUAGUAUAAACAGGCAGAUAUGAACAGGACGGUUAUCCCAGCAUGGACUGGAUUAAACCAACAUGAGCAGAGAGGAAAGUACAGUAUAACUACUGAAGAGGAAUUGGCGCUGAUGUACACGCUAUUAUGGGAUGGAGAGAUGAGAGAUUCUCAUAAUUUAGAGAUUGAGAUUUAGAGUCUAGACAGAAAUACAUGGGCAGAGUAGACAACCAGAAACAGUCAUCAUGAUAACAACACUGAUUCCUUCAAAUUGAAAGGGUAGGGUGGAGCUCUAAAGGAGCCUGUCACUUCAGUCUUCAGGGCCAGUCUCUUUCACACCCUCCUUCCCUAACAGAAGUGGAGGGAGACAGGGGGGGAACAAAGCUGCCCCCUGUAUUCAGACACCUGCUGCUGCUGCCUGACACGGGACGACGAGGGGGGCGACUCACUAGACCCAUGCAUUGACCCUGGUCUGAAGGAUUUCAAUUCCUAGCUGUCCAAUCUCUACAUCAGUAAAUAAGGAGGGAGGACGCAAAGGAGGGACGAACAGCAGUGAUUCAAGGGAUCUUUUACUGCCCAUGCUCCUCCCCUCCCUUCCAUGGGAUGGGCACCACAGAGGCGACACUACGAAUGGAUAACAUGGAAUGUAAAGAUGAGUGGCAGGAUGAAGACUUCCCCAGACCACUUCCUGAGGACGGUGACAUGGAGUCUUCCUGUGGUCUCACCGAUGACCGAGCCUCUCCCCCCAACUCUCUGAAUGUUAAUGCAGUUGGAGGAGGCGGAAGUGGAGGAGGGUCCACCCAUCGUAAGCGGCGUACAUUAGUGGCCCCGGACAUGAACCUGUCCCUGGACCACAGCGAGGGUUCCCUGCUGUCUGACGACUUCUUGGAUACGCCCGACGACCUGGACAUCAAUGUGGACGACAUUGAGACCCCAGACGACAACGACUCCCUGGAGUUCAUCACCAACGGCAACGAGCUGGAAUGGGAAGAUGACACGCCAGUGGCCAACGCCAAAGCGGGGCCUGGUGACGGAGAAGAGGAGGAUGGUGCUGAUGGGACCGGGGGAAACGGGCGCCUGUGGAGGACGGUGAUCAUUGGGGAGCAGGAGCACCGCAUCGACAUGCAGGUCAUCAGGCCGUACCUCCGCGUCAUCACCCAUGGGGGUUACUAUGGCGAGGGUCUGAAUGCCAUCAUAGUGUUCUCAGCCUGCUACCUGCCCGACAGCAGCUGUGCAGAUUACCACUACAUCAUGGAGAACCUCUUCCUGUAUGUGGUCAGCAGUCUAGAAAUGCUGGUUGCUGAGGACUAUUUGAUCAUCUACAUGAAUGGAGCCACACCACGGGGCAAGAUGCCGGGCAUAGGAUGGCUGAAGAAAUGCUAUCAGAUGAUUGAUAGGAGGCUGAGGAAGAACCUGAAGUCUCUGGUCAUCGCCCACCCCACCUGGUUCAUCCGCACUGUGCUGGCCAUAUCUAGGCCUUUUAUCAGUGUGAAGUUUAUGAAUAAGAUUCAGUAUGUGCAUAGUCUGGAUGAGCUGGCAGAGAUAGUCCCCAUGGAACAUGUGCAGGUCCCGGAGUGUGUGGUGCAAUUUGAGGAGGAGAGGAUCAGAGUUCGGAAAGAAAGGAUGGAGCAGGAACAGCAGGAACAGCCAAACCCACACGCGUCUUCUUCAGCCAAGGCAGAGAGGCCCAAGUCAAUGAUCACAGGGCAAGGAAUCUGAAAGGGACCUGCUCCUCUUUAUUCAUCUCAUACCAUGUUGUUGAAAGAAGUUUGGAGCAUGAAAACUGUGUUUAUAAGAAGAAACAUGAAGUCCAACAAGUCUAAGAAUACUUCCUAAUCUAUAAAUGUCAAGCUGAAGAUUUUUCCAUCAAGAUAUUAAACUCCCCAACACACUCCUCAGCGGUUCUUAGGUUGCCAACUGAUUCCGUCAGGACAUUCCAAGGAAUUGUCUGUUCUGGGGACUGUACAACUCCAUGUUACAUCAUUUUACGACCGCUGAAAGUAGUUACUUUUAAACGCCGCCCCCAGUCACCACCCUGGGUUUUGUAUCCAUUUCAAAAAUAGAUGACACUGCAAUAAUUUUGCCUAUGUCAAGAUUUAAGAAAAAAUAACAUGAAUAUUAUAGAAAAUGUUCCACCGGACAUAAAUGGUGUAAGGUGUCAGUGGCAGGCAGGUAACCAGACCUUUUACAGUUUUGUGUUGGAGGCUCUUGCAGAGACAAUGGUAGACUAGACUUGAGUAUGUAUUAACUACUGUAUACAGACAGUGUUGGAUGGUGUGUCCUAGGAGCUGCACCGAGGGCUCUGCCAGGCCUAGUUACUGAGAGGAAGAUAUGCCUUAGAGAAGAAGAGGGGAGGAGGAACAGAGAGUCAGGCAAUGCCCCUUAGUGCUCAGCAUUGGCGUGCUGUGGCAUCAUUUCACCCAUUAGCGCUAUGCUAGCCCUGGAACAUUUAGAUGUAGAUUGGAAUGCUUUGCGAGACAUCGGAUGCCUUCACCUUUGCUUCAUUUUGGCCUCAUAAUUUGUCCGAGUACAGGCUUUAUUUUUGAUGAACUGUUUUGCAUUAAUAAUUUGGAUGUCAUCAUGUUUCAUAUACCCAGAUUGGUCCGGGGAUCAUUCAGUGCCCAACUAACCAACCCAUGUACCUUACAUUCUGAUGUGCUUCAGGAUUCUUGUCUGUACAUUAAUAUGGGGGCCCACUGAAAGUAAGAACAAGAAAUGUGCUGGUUUGACUGUAAUGUCAAGAGGACUGCAUUUAAUUUCAGUUUUUCAGUCAUUGAUGUUGUGACUUAAUGGUAUCAUUUCUGUAUCAUGCUGUGUUGUGGGUGCAGUCAAAGCAUGCCAACAUGUUGUCAGCAUGUAAUGUACCUUCAGAUGUCCUAUUGGAUUAUGGACCAGUCGCCUAAUGGUCAAUCUUCUAUUGGAUACUUACCUACCGGGUGGUAGAGGGGAGGAAGUGUUAAGAGUUUUUAUUUUUGUAAAAAUUACAUACAUACAUACAUGUAUUGUAAGUGUUGUUUUGCACUAUAGAAUUUGAUUGUCAUUCAAUUGUGAGCAUAACAUCUAGAUGUGUAUAUUUGGGGACAGGUUGCCUUCCUAAUAUGUAACUCAAGAUGGAUUUUUGUGUGCUCUUCUCAUUUUUGUACAAGUAUACUGUAGUACAAUCAAUAUCAUGCAUUGUAUUUGUUGGUAACCUGUCAACCCGUCUAGACAAGUAUGAUAAUCAAAAAUGUCUCUUUCUGAAGUGCCAUCCAAAUUCAAAACGAUACCUUGAUAAAUAUAAAACAUAACAGAAGUCAUUUUCUGUGGACAGGUUUGUGGAUGGCGAUGGGCUAGACUAGAGGUGAUUGAUAUUCAAUGGACAAAGUAAGAAAAUGGCUUCCAAACAUUUGUAUACACAUAAUUGUAGUGUUACGUUAGAACAUUGGACAGAUUAAUUUGCCUUUGAUUUCUGGUAGAGAAAUACCCAUCCCAUCAAAAGGUAGGCUUAAACGUGGCACAGAAUUGCAGGAGUUUUUCUGCAGUCUCCCAACGCUGCUGGAGAGAGAGUGCCGUUUUCUAAGGGAUGUCAGCUCUUCUGAGUGCCUCUCCUUCUUUUCACCAAAUUCUACACAGAAAACUAUGAUAUGGAAUGUACAAUUCUAAAUUGACUACUGGGAUUCCCCCCCCCCCCCCCCAAUUUCUAGUGAACUGAUUUUGUUGACACAAGUGUAUUUUGUUUUGGUAAAAGGUUCUACAUGGAAAGCAACCCCUGAGUGUCCAGAAAUGUCUUUCAAUCAUAUUUUCAGUCUUUAAAAGCACAAUAUGUUAUUACACUGGAAGAUUUGGAAGAGAUCAGUGGGCAAUUUGUCGGCUGGAAUACUGUGUGUAGCUUAUUUUUCAAAACUGCAAAGCUUGAAAUGGGGUUGGGAUAUGUAGCUAUGUAGUUUGGAUGUCCUUCAGAUUGUGAUGUACAUUCUUCCAUGUAAAUACAAAGAAAUAAACUGUUCCACCCGACAAUCUC
Molecule: messenger RNA, 4080 nt
Organism: Oncorhynchus nerka (sockeye salmon)
Lineage: Eukaryota; Metazoa; Chordata; Actinopteri; Salmoniformes; Salmonidae
Product: caytaxin
Exons: 13
Coding region: 684-1799 (371 amino acids)
Biological process (GO): apoptotic process
Cellular component (GO): cytoplasm
Source: RefSeq, a predicted model, not a curated record